Molecule: messenger RNA, 3314 nt
Organism: Blastomyces gilchristii SLH14081
Lineage: Eukaryota; Fungi; Ascomycota; Eurotiomycetes; Onygenales; Ajellomycetaceae
Product: aldehyde dehydrogenase (NAD+)
Exons: 3
Coding region: 826-2442 (538 amino acids)
Molecular function (GO): oxidoreductase activity, acting on the aldehyde or oxo group of donors, NAD or NADP as acceptor
Source: RefSeq, a predicted model, not a curated record
GUCCAGAUUAAGUCAUAGCGCUUGGUAGGCGUCCAAUCCUGAAUGCCAGUGAUAUAAAUGUCGCCAAUUUUCCCUUCCUGGUAAAGCUUCCCGCGUUUAAUGACGUCAACGAACUUCUCAACCGGCUCCACGAUGUCCACGGUUCCGCACACUCUGCUUAGGAAGCCCUCAGUGACCCUACCGAUGCCAGCCCCGCAAUCGACGCCCAGCGCAAGCUCCCCCGAGCCGCUGGAUGGAAUUAAUCGACGAACUUUUGCUAGAAAGGUAGAUGACCCGCGAAGGUCAAUGGAGGAGAUUUGCGGGUAGCCGCCAAGCAUUCCAUUGGCGGUGGCUGGAACUGAAUUCCAGUAAUCGAUGGAGACGGCCUGAUCGAUAUGGGAGUCAGGUUGGACAUCCAGGUCGGGAUCUGUUUCCAUUUCCACCAUGGCUAAACAGGUAAGAGAGAAAGGGUUAGGAGGAAUUGGAGCGGCAGUAGCCGGGGUGAGGGACGGCGAAAGAUAGACGAGCCCAAGUGCAAGCUUGAUACGGUCGUAGGAUAUAAGGAAAUAUGUCGAGAAAAAGGUGUUGAGCGAGAUGCGAAAUUUCGGCUGGAUUUUUUUCUUGUUCUGGAUCAAGCUACCAACGCGCGUGCCGAGAUCUCCAAACGGUGCAAACAUCGAGGACUCAAUUACAAAUCGGCCCGGGAAUGAAGCUAGUUCGACGGCACUGGGCGAGGUUUUUGCCGUAUUUUGUCGGGGCGAAAUAUGGGAUUUUGACCCCUCAGUGUAGUAGUAUACCGCAGACGACAUCAACCCCCUCUUCUUUCUACACGGUAUAUUUAAGCCCAUGUUUUUCCGCACCCGGCAAUUCCGAAGUCUUCCUCUGCGAAAGCUACGCUACCCGUGGUCAAAUACAGCUUUUAUUGCCCGAUAUUUCUCCAGCACUCCUUUCACAAUGUCCGGUCUCUCUAUAGAGCUCACUGCGCCAAACGGCCGUAAAUACACACAGCCGCUAGGAUUGUUUAUUAACAAUGAAUUCGUGGCCGCCAAGACCGGACAGAAAAUCACGUCAAUCAAUCCAACUGAUGAGUCUGAGAUUGCUUCCGUACAGGCUGCAGGCGCGGAAGAUGUGGAUAUUGCUGUAAAGGCUGCACGCAAAGCACUCAAAGAUCCCUCGUGGAAAGGCCUUUCGGCAACAGACAGAGGAAAGUUAAUGGUCAAGCUUUCCGAACUUGUUGACCAGCACAAGGAAACCUUGGCUACAAUUGAGGCUUGGGACAAUGGCAAGCCAUAUACCGUUGCUCGUGAUGAAGACUGUGCGGAGGUUUCGGAGACCCUGAGAUACUAUGGUGGAUUCGCCGACAAAAUACAUGGCAGCACCAUCAGCACCACGCCCGCCAAAUUCGCCUACACUUUACGACAGCCAAUAGGCGUAGUUGGACAGAUCAUUCCUUGGAACUAUCCUCUUGCAAUGGCAGCAUGGAAACUAGGUCCUGCCUUGGCCUGCGGAAAUACUAUCGUCCUAAAGGCAGCAGAGCAGACGCCCCUUAGCAUUCUCUAUUUCGCGACCCUUAUUAAAGACGCUGGCUUCCCUCCUGGCGUGGUGAACAUUCUCAAUGGUUUUGGCAAAGAUGCUGGAGCGGCAAUCGCAACUCAUCCCGACAUUGAUAAAAUCGCCUUCACUGGAUCCACUGCCACUGGCCGACAAAUCAUGAAAAUGGCUGCCGCAAAUCUCAAGAACAUCACCCUUGAAACCGGUGGGAAAUCGCCCCUCCUCGUGUUCGAGGAUGCUGAUCUGGAACAAGCUGCUAAGUGGGCACAUAUCGGGAUUAUGUCCAACAUGGGCCAGAUAUGCACGGCUACCUCACGAAUCCUGGUCCAAGACUCCAUCUAUGACAAGUUCGUUGCGUUGUUCAAGGACGUCGUCGCGUCCACAAGCAAAGUCGGCAAUCCGUUUUCCGAUGACACUUUCCAAGGCCCCCAGGUCACGAAGGCUCAAUACGACCGCGUGCUUUCGUAUAUCGAGACUGGUAAAGCCGAAGGUGCUACGCUAGCUGCUGGCGGUGCACCCCAUAAGAAUGUCGGGGAUGGCAAGGGCUUCUUCAUCGAGCCCACUAUUUUCACAAACGUCACGGACAACAUGACCAUCUACCGCGAAGAGGUCUUCGGCCCAUUUGUUGCUAUCGCGAGUUUCAAGACUCAAGAAGAGGCUAUCGCCAAAGCAAACGAUACAACGUAUGGUCUUGGCGCAGCAGUGUUUACUCGAGACAUUCAGCGUGCCCAUUAUGUUGCGAGUGAGAUUGAAGCUGGCAUGGUUUGGAUUAAUAGCAGCAACGAUAGCGAUUUCCGUGUUGCAUUUGGUGGAGUGAAGCAGAGUGGGAUUGGUCGCGAGUUGGGUGAGGCUGGUUUGGAGGCAUAUUCGCAGACCAAAGCUGUUCACGUGAAUAUGGGCACGAUACUCUGAGCAGAGAGUGGUCUGAUAAAAUGUAGUUAGAGGGAACCCAGGAUCUCUAUAUUAGGGGCGGGAUGUGGUUUGCUGAGGGGAAAAGGGGGUGCAGGUGGAUGACAUUUUCUGGACUGAGAUGAUAUAAUACAGAUGGAGGAUUAUGAAUGACCUGGCAAAUUGAUGUAAUCCUUGAUUUAUGCUUCGACAUAAAUAGCAGGAAAUAUUACUAUAUAUUCGACCUUUGACACCAGACCCUUACCCUUCACUGCUUCGCCCUCUUCAUACUCCAGGUGCUAUUGGUAUAUCAAUCCGGCCUUGGGGGGAUUAUGUGUCUGUUUCUCAUGGUACACAAUCCACCGGGGCGCUCCUGCUGGAUUGUCCUAGACUGGUCUCAGCUAUGUAGGAGUUAGAUGUGGCUGUUCGGUGAGACCCCAGGCGAGGCUGAUACAGCGUAACAGAGUGUGUUAUCUGAUGUUCUUUCCGAAAUUCUCCUUUUCUCCUUCGGAUUUAAUUCGAUUGGUAGAAUGGGAACCUGGAAUGAGGAGUUUUGUCGUGUUGUUCGUUUUUAUUCCUGUCGAAGACUCGUUCUAGCACCAUGCUCUGCCAUCGUGCAGGUGUUCUUUGCCCACGAAGUGUCACCACCUUCUUUUCGAUAUUAGUGGGUAGUCGCCUAGUACUACCUCCAAUAAGCACAUACUAGCUAAACCAUUAAUCUGUAUGUCGUCGGGUUUUACGGACCGUGGUUAUCAUGCUUGAAGAAUGGCACAAAGCAAACUCCAUAGUGUGUCACGCCGGUGUUGGUAGCAUUUGGGAUAGUGGGUGCUGGCACCGCUGUGAUCAACAUUUCAAACGCCAUUCAUAAAUAUUCUUCGUGCGUCAUAUAAACCCUU